GUACUCUGUUCAGAGCAGAAGCUCUCAAGGGUGUGAGAGACUUCAAACAAGGGCUGACAUCAUAUACGCCUAUUGAGGACAGGGAUAAUACACGUUCCGUUGUCGUGACGAAAAUAGCCUGAUCAUCUUCCUUCCUCUCCCCAUCCCUAUGCAACUCACGAUCACACCCCUCAAGUCCGCUGCUAUCCCGUCCGACGACGAAAUAAUAGCAGCAGGAGAGGCGCUUCUGGCAUCCACGACGUCGUGGAAGGAGGGAAAGACCUACCACAAGCAGGUCAAGACCGUGUCGCGCGGCAAGGAGCCUGGAGAUGGGGCGCCGUGGCACUGCCGAAUCAGCGUGCACAAGCCUGAGGAGGCUACAUUCGAGCAGAUGUGGGCCAAACUCGGCGAGGACAAGGCUAUCAACGAGAAAGAGUUUAUACCUGACAUCCACAAGGUCACCCAAGUGAAGGAGAUAUCUCCCACUCAGAAGAUCUGGACUCUGUACUACACGUUCUCUCCGCCCAUCAUCUCGCCCCGUGUCUUCACCGUCCUACAAACGACGCGACUGGAAGAAAGUAAACCGCGCACUGGGAUCAUCGUGUCGAUCCCCGUUGACUUGAGCGAGGACACAGAACUAAGUAAACUGGAGGAGAAAGGUGUGAAAGGAAGGUACGUCUCGGUCGAGCGACUGCUGGAGUUGGAGGAUGGGAGUCUGGAAUGGCGAAUGGCAACCUCAAGCACACCGGGAGGCAGCAUUCCAACGUAUUUCGUCGAGAAGAGCAUGGACUCGAAGAUAGCCGAGGAUGUUCCUCAUUUCAUGAAAUGGCUGUCGAGUCUCCCUAAGAGUGAUGUUGCUUAGACCAGUUCUAUGUAUCGCUCGACUGCAGAAUCAAUCAGUGCACAAUUCC
Messenger RNA from Mycena citricolor, 890 nucleotides. NCBI's taxonomy places the organism in Eukaryota, Fungi, Basidiomycota, Agaricomycetes, Agaricales, Mycenaceae. The record is from the annotation of a GenBank genome assembly.